This is a messenger RNA of Pseudonaja textilis, 4763 nucleotides long. NCBI's taxonomy places the organism in Eukaryota, Metazoa, Chordata, Lepidosauria, Squamata, Elapidae. The record is from RefSeq and is a predicted model, not a curated record.
AGAAGGGGAUAGAAGAACUGAACUGACACUGAGGGUGGGGGGCGUUCAGCUCCGGCAGGUGGUUUGAGGGCAGGGGACACAAACGGGGAGUCCCUCCCCAUCUCUCUGUCGGCUGGUUUGCUCCUGGCACAAGAAAUGGAGGCAAACACUGGAGUAAGGCAAGGAGCGUUCGACCUUUGGGGUGCUUUCCUUUGCAAAGGCAUGAGCCAUGAGCCAAAGUCACCCUCUCUAGGAAUGCUUUCAACAGCCACUCGGACUACCGCUACUGUCAGCCCCCUGGCCCCGUCUCCCAUCAAUGGCGCCCUCGUGCCCAGUGGCAGUCCGGCUGCCAACAGCACUUUACAAGUCCAGGCUGUGCCCUCCUCCAGCUUUGCCGCCGCCUUGCGCAAACUAGCCAAACAGGCUGAAGACCCCAGAGGAUCUUCAAUCAGCAGUGAAUCUUCCCCAGUUUCCUCGCCAGCCACCAACCACAGCUCCCCUGCAAGCACACCCAAGCGAGGGCCCAUGGGGCCCCUCAUCGUUCCUCCAGGGGGCCACAGCGUGCCGAACACACCUCCUGUGGUAACCAUUGCACCCACCAAAACUGUGAACGGCAUCUGGAGAAGUGAAGGGCGUCACCAGGAAGCUGGCUCCCGGAGUGGCGGUGGAGGCAGCAACGGGAGCCGGGACCGCCUGAUCGCAGAGGCUCCGUUGCCCCAGGAGAAAGGCAGCGGCCCAACGGUCCCUUCGCACUUGCUGGGGACGCCUUAUUCCUUUGCAAUCCCACCCAACUCCAUUGUCCAGGAUUCCCGUUUCCCGCCUCUCAAUCUCCAGCGUCCUGUCCACCAUGUGGUGCCUCCCAGUGCCGUCACCGAGGACUACCUGCGGAGUUUCCGGCCCUACCACACAGCCGAGGAGCUCCGCAUGUCCUCCUUGCCUCCCCUCACCUUGGACCCUGCCACUGCUGCUGCGUAUUACCACCCCAGCUAUUUGGCUCACCACCCUUUCCCUCAUCCGGCUUUCAGAAUGGAUGAUUCCUACUGCCUUUCGGCUCUUCGCUCUCCUUUCUACCCAAUUCCAACUCCUGGUUCUCUCCCACACCUCCACCCAUCGGCCAUGCACCUCCACUUAUCAGGAAUGAGGUACCCCGCCGAGUUGUCCCAUUCCUCUCUUUCUGCACUUCAGUCGGAACGCCUCUCCAGCCUGACCGCGGAAAGGCUGCAGUUGGACGAAGAGCUACGGCAACGGGAGCGAGAGAAGGAGCGGGAACGGGAAGCCGAUCGGGAGCGGGAAAGGGAGCGGGAAAAGGAGCUGGAACGGGAGCGAGAGCGGGAACGGGAGCGGGAGCUGGAAAGGCAGCGCGAGAGAGCCCGGGAAAAGGAGCAGAGCAUCAUCAAAGCCAUGGAAGGCCCCUUCCUGUCUGUCUCCGAGUUGCAAGGGCCGAGGACCCAUCCAGCCGAAGAACGUGUCAAACCAUCGGAACAGCUAACGCCAAACCGAGCAGAAAAACCAAAGGACUCUUCUGCUGCCCAGACCCCCAAAGUGGUCCAGCCUCCGUUGCACCAGCCAUCUGCCUCGCAGCACCCGGUGCCUAGCUUGAUUUCCAGCCACACUAUAUUCCCCCCGCCUGGAGGCAGCACAGCCGCCGCGCUCCUCAUCCAACGCACCAACGAGGAGGAAAAAUGGCUGGCACGCCAACGGCGGCUACGGCAAGAGAAGGAAGAUCGCCAGUCCCAGGUGUCCGAGUUUCGGCAGCAGGUCCUGGAACAGCAUUUGGACAUCGGACGCCCAGCCGGACAGAUGGAAGUGGAGCAUCGGCCAGAGAACUCCAGGCUGGGUCCAAGCCGCCCCGAACUUGGAGGUCGAGAGCAACCCCAGCAUUUCGGAGGCCCGCCGCCGCUCAUCUCGCCCAAGCCGCAGCCCCAUCCGGUGCCCACGUCGCUCUGGAACCCGGUCUCCUUGAUCGAGAGCACCAUGGAGGCUCGGAGGCUCCAGGAGAGCCACUCGCUCCCCGCUCAGGCCAGCUCCUACGAGCCCAGCCGGCAAGCCAUCCCUUUGGUCAAAGUGGAGCGAGUCUACUGUCCCGAGAAAGUUGAGGAUGGAGCCCGGAAAAAGGAACCUUUGGACAAACACCCAUCGGGCCGGGAGACGGGGGGAUCCGAGCCCGGUGGGUUUCCCCACGGACCCUUAUUAAGCGAAUGGGAGAAGCCCCUGCAGCAGAGAACCCCCCACCCCCAAAGCGUGCCGUUUGCUGAGGCGCUGAAGAGCCGGACGGGCUCCCCGUACAGGCACCUCCUACCCAGAGGCCACGAUCCCAUGUAUGUUUACGACGAAUUCUUGCUCCAGCAACGCAAGCUGGUCAGCAAGCUGGACUUGGAGGAGAGGAAGAGGAGGGAGGCUCAGGAGAAAGGGUAUUAUUAUGAUCUGGAUGAUUCCUACGAUGAGAGUGAUGAAGAGGAAGUACGGGCUCACCUACGCUGUGUAGCGGAGCAACCCCCUUUGAAGCUGGACACGUCUUCUGAGAAGCUGGAGUUCCUGCAGCUUUUUGGGUUGACCACUCAGCAACAGAAGGAGGAGCUGCUGAUCCAGAAACGGAGGAAAAGACGGAGAAUGUUGAGGGAGAGCAGCCCUUCCCCACCCACCAUCCAGAACAAGCGCCCCACGCCUCCCCCUCGCUUCGUGCUCUCCACCCGUUACAGCCCGGAUGAGAUGAACCACAGCCCCAACUUUGAAGAGAAGAAGAGGUUCCUCACAACCUUCAACUUAACCCACAUUACUGCAGACAAGAGGAAAGAUAAAGAGAAGCUGGCAGAGAUGCUUCACGCCAUGAAACAAAAGAAUACAUGCACGGCACCGCCCGUCAAAAGCUCCCCACGGGACAGUCCUAGUAUUGUCCAAGCUGACUCACAAGUCCAGCAAACGACGCCGUCGGACUUGGAUAAGCCAGUCGGUGUUGCUCCGGCGUCUCUGCCGGAAGCCCAGAAGCCCAUGGAAUCCUGCAGAACAAAUCACCUGAGGCCCCACGACUUUUCCAGAGCCAAAGAGCCCGUCCCUCUCCCUGCUGCCGAGAAGCCCAGGCUGAGCGACGGGCACACCGUCAAAAAGAACUUCACCCUCCUGAACUGCGUCCGGGGCCCUUUGCCCAAAGAGAUCCCCGUCCCGCUCUCCCACAGCAUGAAUGGGAAGAACAAGCAGUGGGAACCCUUCCUUGCCGAGGAGUUUGCGCACCAGUUCCAUGAGUCCGUCUUGCAGUCCACACAGAAGGCUUUACAGAAACACAAAGGCAAUGCAAUGGCUCAUUCGGCGGAGCAGAACCACAAAGUGGACGCUUCCAUCCAUUAUAACAUUCCGGAGCUGCAGACUUCCAGCUGGGGGUCUUUGCCCCAGCAGAACGGGCAGAAAGAUCCCCAGCACAAAGGAUCGAUUCCUCCAGAGCACCAGAAGAUCUCGGAUUCUGAAGAAGACGAGGAAGACGAAGAGGAAGAGGAGGAGUACCCCAGACCAAAAUGGCAUGGGAUCGAAGCGGUCUUUGAGGCUUAUCAGGAGCACGUGGAUGAGCAAAACCUGGAACGACAAGUGCUGCAGACCCAAUGCCGACGUUUAGAGGCCCAGCACUACAGUCUCAGUCUGACUGCAGAACAGCUCUCGCACACCAUGACGGAACUAAGGAACCAGAAGCAGAAAAUUGUCUCGGAAAGGGAACGGAUUCAGGCUGAACUCGAUCACUUGCGAAAGUGCCUUGCGUUGCCUGCCAUGCAGUGGUCCCGGAGUUAUUUCAAGGGCUAUCCCAGGUGACACGCCCUUGCACUAGGCCAAACAUAGCGUAUAGAAAUAAUAAUAAUAAUAAUAAUAAUCUAUUUUAUUACCUGGAAUAUUUAAUAUUUUUCAUGGGGAGGUUUGAAGCUUAAAUAAAUAAUAAUAAAUAAAUAAAUCAAAAGGAUGUGCCAUGCAUGGAGUAAAAAAAAAAAAAAAAGAUUUGUUUUUGGCGGGAAUCCAGAAAAAAAAAUCUGAACUCCCACCUCUUUAAAAAGUGCAACUGAACUCUGAGACUUAUUAUUAUUAAAAAAAAAAAAGAAUUUUUUUUUUUUGGUGACUGCAAGUUGAUCCAUUUAGACGAAAAGCUACGUUCUCAAGACAUUGGAAAGGGUUAAUUUUCUUUCGGCAUCCUCGUCCGCUUUUUUCCUUCUCUCUCUCUCUCCUUUUUGGUUUUGGUUUUUGUCUUUUGAAGAUCUUGGUUGAGCCCGAAGAUUCCAUCAGUGACGCUAACUGUUCGCCUCCUGUCCUCGAAGGAGCCGCUGGGUUUAAAUAUCCUGGCUUUGCGCUCCUUGUCGUUGCCAUAUCCCCCUUCGACUGCGAUACUUGAGUCCUGUUUUAUUUGUUCUUGAAACCUGUUUGUCUCUUCGUCCGAGUAUAUACCCUCCAUUGUUUUUUGGUUAGAAUGAACUGGAUAUUUUGGAUAACCGUAAACCUGCAGAGUUAAUAAAUCUAGUAGAAGAAAACGCAGCUCCCCCCCACGCCGGACUUCCCAUGCAUCCGUCAGCUUUCGGGCUGGAAGUGCACUUCAACUUGACAAAUAAAAAGUGAAAAAACAAAAACAAGGUACCUUUUUAUUCCUGGGGAGGGGGCUGUGGGGGGCGGGGAAGGGCAAGAUGUACAGACCAUACCAAUGCAUAGAUUAUGUACCCAGGCGGGUAGAAUUUUCAUACAAAGAUUUUGCAAUUAAAAGAGUUGGAAAAAAAAAAAAGGUGCUUCAGCCUUAGUGUGUAUAUAUUUAAAAAAAAAAA